GCUGUAAAAUGAUGAUGGUCGAAAAUAUGGAAACUGAAACUACAACUUUUACAGGUGCAGAAAAAAGUUUCCCUAAAAGUGCCCUUCUGAACUGUGAAAUGGAUUCCUCCCUAAGCAAGUUUCGUGAACCACUGGAGAGCGGCAACUUAUCUGACGUUUUGAUCCGUGUGGGCAAAGACACAAUCGCAGCACACAAACUGAUCCUGUCCACCAACUCCGAAGUUUUCCAAGCCAUGCUUGAGAGCGACAUGAAAGAGAGCCAAGAUAAUACUGUCAACUUGGUCGACAUGGAUUUGACCGUGGCAAAGGCGAUGUUGCUCUGGAUGUACACGAGAAAAGUAGAUCAACUCUCCACUGAAAUGUCUCUCCAGUUGUACAUUGCUGCCGACAGGUACAUGCUGUCUGAACUGAAAGAGAAGUGCCGCGAAUUCGUAUCAAAAAACUUGUCUUCUAAAAAUGUCGGUGAAGUCUUCGAAAUUUCCAAAUUGCAUUCAGAUACUACACUGGAGAAAGCAGUUAAAAAAUUUUUCGCUGGUGAUGUUAAGAAUGUUCUCAAGUCUGAGGAAUGGAAAGAGUUUUCUGUUCAGAAGCCAAUUUUAUCGGUAGAAUUACUGACCCAUGCCAUCACAAGCAAUGAGUUUGUUUUUUGAGUUGACUAUAAUUAUUUCCUGUGCUA
This is a messenger RNA of Uloborus diversus, 676 nucleotides long. RefSeq names its product TD and POZ domain-containing protein 3-like. The record is from RefSeq and is a predicted model, not a curated record. Gene Ontology annotation, molecular function: ubiquitin protein ligase binding. Lineage: Eukaryota; Metazoa; Arthropoda; Arachnida; Araneae; Uloboridae. The coding region runs from base 9 to 650 and encodes 213 amino acids. Gene Ontology annotation, cellular component: cytoplasm. The transcript is spliced from 2 exons. Gene Ontology annotation, biological process: regulation of proteolysis; proteasome-mediated ubiquitin-dependent protein catabolic process.